This is a messenger RNA of Haliotis rufescens (red abalone), 2169 nucleotides long. Its product is annotated as glycoprotein-N-acetylgalactosamine 3-beta-galactosyltransferase 1-B-like. Bases 1 to 1473 code for a protein of 490 amino acids. The transcript has 3 exons. Lineage: Eukaryota; Metazoa; Mollusca; Gastropoda; Lepetellida; Haliotidae. Gene Ontology annotation, cellular component: membrane. The record is from RefSeq and is a predicted model, not a curated record. Gene Ontology annotation, molecular function: N-acetylgalactosaminide beta-1,3-galactosyltransferase activity.
AUGGUGCUGCAUGAUGAUGCCAUAUCCAAGGCUCUGUAUCAAAAGGAGCGUGUACUCUGCUGGAUUAUGACGACCCCUAAGAAUCUCGAUGUUAAAGCACGUGUAGUUCGCGACACAUGGAGCAGGCGCUGCAACAAAGUGCUCUUCAUGAGCUCUGUGACGGAUCCAAAGUUCCCUACAAUCGGAUUAAACGUGUCGGAAGGUCGGCGGCAUUUGACAGCCAAAACGAUGCAGGCUUUCCGAUACAUCUACGAAAACCACUUUGAUGAUGCUGAUUGGUUCAUGAAGGCUGACGAUGACACAUAUGUUAUUUUAGAGAACCUCCGGUACUUUCUGACGUCCCAAAACAAAUCCGAACCUGUAUUUUUUGGCCAUCAUUUUAAGGUGUACGUAAAACAAGGGUUCUACAGCGGCGGAGGGGGUUAUGUGCUGAGUAAGCAAGCGUUGAGGAGAUAUGGGGAGAAAGGUCGUGACCCCAGUGUAUGUCGACAAGAUUUCGGCCCAGAGGACUUAGAAAUGGGCAAAUGUAUGCAAAAUCUAGGGGUGAGGACAGUCAAUACUCUAGACGCCCUGGGGAGGAGCAGGUUCCACUGUUUUUACCCCGAGAUACACCUGUUUGGUAGAUACCCAAAGUGGUAUUACAAAUUCGAUGCAAAUGGUGCUAAGAAGGGCACAGAGAACAUCUCCAACUACGCCAUAUCCUUCCACUACGUGUCCCCACAGAAGAUGCAAGCUCUGGAGUUUUACAUCUAUCACUUACGACCGUAUGGCAUUGUGUCCGGAACCAAGGAACUCAACAGACAAGCGGAUGUGAAACCCGGAUCUCAGGAGCUCAACAGACAAGUGAUUGUGAAACCCGAAACUCAGGAGGUCAAUAGACAAGCGGAUGUGAAACCCGGAACUCAGGAGGUCAACAGACAAGCGGAUGUGAAACCCGGAACUCAGGAGGUCAACAGACAAGCGGAUGUGAAACCCGGAUCUCAGGAGGUCAACAGACAAGCGGUUGUGAAACCCGGAACUCAGGACGUCAACAGACAAGCGGAUGUGAAACCCGGAACUCAGGAGGUCAACAGACAAGCGGAUGUGAAACCCGGAACUCAGGAGGUCAACAGACAAGCGGAUGUGAAACCCGGAACUCAGGAGGUCAACAGACAAGCGGAUGUGAAACCCGGAACUCAGGAGCUCAACAGGCAAGCGGAUGUUAAACCCGGAACUCAGGAGGUUAACAGACAAGCGAAUGUGAAACCCGGAACUCAGGAGGUCAACAGACAAGCGGGUGUGAAACCCGGAACUCAGGAGGUCAAUAGACAAGCGGAUGUGACACUCGGAACUCAGGAGGUCAACAGACAAGCGGAUGUGAAACCCGGAACUCAGGAGGUCAACAGACAAGCGGAUGUGAAACCCGGAACUCAGGAGGUCAACAGACAAGCGGAUGUGAAACCCGGAACUCAGAAGGUCAACAGACAUGCGUAGUGGCACGUGGAACUCAGGAGGUCAACAGACAUGCAUGGUGGCACCCGGAACACAGGAGGUUAACAGACAUGCGGAGUAACAAAGAGGACGUCAUGUGAUUGAUUUUCGAUUAUGUAUUUUGCAUAUAUUAGGUGUUCACAAAAAUUAUUACGUGGCAUUGAAACAAUUGAUCAUAUAUGCAGCUGGUAUGAUGAUGUAAUAAAGCCACAUGAUAAAUCUGUAUUAUAAAGAUAACCCAAACUGGGAGAUUAUCAGGUGGAACAACUGUUUUGUUAAGAAAGGAUUUUGUUAAAUACAUGAAAUGGACUAAAAAUACUAAGAGGUGCAUAAUUUUUUUAUUGGACAAGACACUAUUUGGUCUUACAUCAGAUGUUUUAUAUUCCACAGUGUAUAUUCACCCUGAGAAUUCAGCAUUGUAUAACCAUACUGGAUUAGAAAGUAAAAAUGGUAUUUCCCUUUUUCAAGAAGAUAUUCUUGAUAUACUGUUGGAUAUAGAAGGGGACGUCAUACCCUUUUUCGGUGGAGAUUUUAAUGCCUGCACAGGCAAUGACCCGGACUAUGUUGAAGAUGACAUUAUUGAACACAUUCAGGGCUAUGAACACAACCUUAUGGACUAUUUGCUUGAUCAUUUUCGUAUCAGGCGAUAUUCACGUGACACUACUGUUAAUAAGUUCGGCAAAUGUUUGCUGUAUUUGU